CUCUACUCUAGCGAGAGCGUCUGUAUUUCUGUACACACAUGAUAAAGAAGUAUUACUAUCCUUGUGUGUUAUCUCGCUUCAUUGAGAAUCCCUUCGUGCGUUUGUAUUUACAUACAUUAAAGAGUCUUAAAAAACAGAAUAUAUAUCACAAACUAAGUCAUCAGCUUUCUCAUAUCACAUACACUUUUAUAUAUCUCAUAUAUCAAUUACAUAUACAUACUCUAACAAUGGACGGCGGUGAUGAUAUGAACGUUGACCGUAUGGUGGCCCGUAACGGCACCAAAGGAACUGUCGACAAAGACGGUAACUUGACAUCGGCAGAUUACUACUUCGAUUCGUACGCACACUUUGGUAUCCACGAGGAGAUGCUUAAGGAUGAGGUGCGCACUAACAGUUACCGUUGGGCUAUUGAGCGUAACCCCCAUCUGUUCAAAGACAAGAUCGUCCUGGAUGUUGGCUGUGGAACCGGCAUCCUGUCUAUGUUUGCGGCCCGUGCCGGUGCCAAGCACGUGUACGGCAUCGAGUGCUCGGGUAUCGUUGACGUAGCGCGCAAGAUCGUCGCCAACAACGGACUAGAGGACAAGGUAACUCUCAUACAGGGGAAGGUUGAGGAGGUGACCCUCCCCGUGGAGAAGGUGGAUAUUAUCAUCAGUGAGUGGAUGGGCUACGCGCUUCUGUACGAGUCUAUGCUGGAUACGGUCAUCUACGCACGGGAUCAGUGGCUGGUGGAGGGGGGUCUGGUGUUCCCGGACAAGUCGACGCUGUACAUGUGCAUGAUUGAGGACAGUGACUACAAGAGUCAGAAGAUCGACUGGUGGAAAAACGUUUACGGGUUUGACAUGUCCAUUGUCAGUGAGAUGGCCAUGGCCGAGCCUUUGGUAGACACUGUAGACGCCGCCAGCAUUGUCACCAACCACUGUCCGCUGAUCACCAUUGAUAUCUCGACCGUGAAGAAGGAGGACCUGGCCUUCCAGGUACCCUUCAAGCUAACCGCAACGCAGACGGACUACGCCCACGCGUUUGUGAUGUGGUUCGACAUUGAGUUCUCCAAGUGCCACAAGCCCAUCUACUUCGGAACUGGCCCUCACCACCGGUACACUCACUGGAAGCAAACUGUGUUCUACUUCGACGGUGAGAUGACGCUCAACAACAACGAGACGGUCGAGGGAAUGGUCACGUGCAAGCCCAACGAGUCCAACCAUCGUGAUCUUGAUUUCAAGCUCGAAUACACGCACGAGGGGGAGAUCCAGAAGUCGGGUGAGAACACCUACGUGAUGAGAUGAGUGGGGUGUGGUAGGUAGCUCGGAUGCCGUCGGUGGAGUUUGUACAUAUAUAUAAUAAGAUGCGACGCGGGCGUAUGCAUUCGCCCCAUUCUGUGCGCCAGACAAAGGGAAGACAAGGAAACCUAAAACCCUAAAAACUUAGUAAGUGGGAAUCUUUAUAUAUAUAUAUAUAUGUAAAGCCCAUGUGAGUAUGCACCGUUACUGUGACUGCUGUCAGAGGACUGUGUAAGUGAAAAUAGCUGUCGUUCCGGGAUUUUCAGGUUUGAAUGGAAUGAUGAAACCAAUG
Sphaeroforma arctica JP610 is the source of this 1569-nucleotide messenger RNA. RefSeq lists its product as hypothetical. NCBI's taxonomy places the organism in Eukaryota, Ichthyosporea, Ichthyophonida. The coding region runs from base 39 to 1283 and encodes 414 amino acids. Gene Ontology annotation, molecular function: protein-arginine N-methyltransferase activity. Gene Ontology annotation, cellular component: nucleus. The record is from RefSeq and is a predicted model, not a curated record. Gene Ontology annotation, biological process: peptidyl-arginine methylation. The transcript is spliced from 3 exons.